AACUCAGUUCCCGCCAUAUACAAAACCCUAGUUUUUACUAAAUCUCUGCAAACCAGUUAUUAGCUUCCUCCAAGACUAAAGUAGAGAGAACCCGAAACCCUAGUUCCAUGACCACUCUCUAAUAACAAGUUUAGCUCCCGCCAUGGCUGAAGCAGAUGAAGAAACCCUAAGAGACUUCGAGCUCCGACUAUUUCGCUGCUCACUCUCCCCAGCUUCUCCUUCUUCUUCUCUUUCUUCAUCUGUCUGUUUUUCACAACCAGGACCAUUUCAAGCUUUGCUUGAGCAUCUUGUUGAAUUGAUUGAGAAGGGGAGUUACAGUGAAGCCCUAAAUUCUGAUGCUUCUCGGUUCAUAUUUGGUUCCUUGGGAGCUCAUAGGUCUGAUGAAACAAGGGCAGGGGCUGAGAAUUUAUUUGGUGAAGUUGAGAGAGCAGUUGUGAAUUUCUUGGUUGGAAAUGAAUCUGAGGCCUGGCUUGAUGCAUUAGGCUCAGACGAUGAUCCUGACAAGGAUAUCAAAGGGCUCUUAGUUAUGUGCAUCGGAAUUGCAGCUCUUUUGGUUUUUACACAGUGCAAUCUUACCGGUCCCCCAGGAGAUUUCCCUGCAUGUCCUUUGCAGUUACUUUGCAACACUUCUAGAGAUGUAACUGAAUGGAACAAGUGGGCUCGAUCUCAGCUCAUUUGUGAUGGUUCCGAUUUGCAUGGAAAAUAUUUAUAUCUGCAGUACCUAGUUUUUGCAAAGUUGUUGGUGUCCAAGGUCAAAGAUAUGCAUUUGGCUGGAAAGACACCCAAGUGUACCAGAAUGAAAACAAUUUCAUGGUGGUUAUCCAGAGUCAUUUUUUUCCAACAAAGAAUCUUGGAGGAUAGGUCAAUUUCAUUGUAUAAUACAUUGCAAGAAUUGAUUCAAGAAACGUUAUUUCAUUUUGGAAGUUUGGAAGAAGUUAUUGCUUAUUGGGGAACCAAGUUAUGUGAAGGAGAAGCUCCAAAGAUUGUGUCUGCAGCACAUUUGGAAGCAGGAAUUAUAGAGCAUGCAUAUAGUCAUACGGAUAUUUCUGGGCAACAUUUUAAAAAUGCUGAAGUAGCAUGCGGGCUUCAAUUUUCUGUCACUGGUGUCCUUGGUUUUCGAACUGUGCAUCAGGCCGAAGCAAAGGCUCAGAUGGUCUUAAUUGCAACUCCAAAUGCCAAAAGCACAGGAAAUGGUGGUCCUCUUGAAUACUCCCAGGUCCAGAGGGAUGGUUCUGUUAUUGAUAAAGAUGAGAGAACUACCUAUUCUGAUGGUCUUCAUGAGGAAUGUGACAUUUUGAUGGCUCCAAGGCUAGUAAGAGCUGGAAAAGACAUUGGAGUUGUUGAUAGCAUCAUCCAAAGCGGCAGAACUGCAAUACGGGCUUUAGAUACCAUUCAGCAGGCAGUGAUCCUUGCACAUUGCCUUUUUAUAAGAAAGAACACUCCAGAUGAUGAAAUGCAGAAAUGGGAGAUGGCUCCAUUUAUAGAGGCCGUCGAUGCGCAACAACUUUCUCACUACAUGGUUAGGUGUUUUUGUGAGAUUUUACGUGUACGAUGGGAGUCUACUCGUAAUCGUACUAAGCAACGUGCUUUGCUGAUGAUGGAUGAGUUGGUCAACGACAUUAAAGAGGUUUCUCCUAGUGCUGGACAUCGGAUCCACUAUGCUUUUGUGGUUUAUGCUCCAACAAUUCCAGCAUUGCAGAAAGAAUAUGGUGAACUUUUAGUCGCUUGUGGCAUGAUUGGGGACGCACUCAAAAUCUUUGAGGAACUGGAGCUGUGGGAUAACCUAAUCCUUUGCUAUCGCUUGUUAGAGAAGAAUGCUGCUGCCAUUGAUCUUAUCAAGACCCGACUAUGUCACACACCUGAGGAUCCACGACUAUGGUGUUCUCUGGGUGAUGUCACAAACAAUGAUGUCAACUACAUCAAAGCAUUAGAAGUUUCAAAAAACAAGUCAGCACGAGCUCAGAGAUCGCUGGCUAGAAGUGCAUACAAUAGGGCGGACUAUGAGAAUGCCAUAAGACAUUGGGAAGCUGCACUGGCCUUGAAUUCUCUGUAUCCAGAUGGUUGGUUUGCCCUUGGUUCGGCUGCUUUGAAGGCUCGUGAAUUUGAUAAGGCUAUAGAUGCAUCAACUCGUGCUGUUCAACUUGAUCCUGAAAAUGGGGAGGCAUGGAACAAUCUUGCUUGUUUGCAUAUGGUCAAGAACAGGAGUAAGGAGUCUUUCAUUGCCUUCAAGGAGGCUUUGAAGUUCAGGCGGACUAGCUGGCAGAUGUGGGAGAACUAUGGCCGUGUUGCAAUGGAUGUUUGCAACUGUAGCCAGAAGGACUUUCUGCAGGCCAUAGAAGCUACCAAAACUGUGUUGGAUCUGACUGGCAACAAACGAGUGAAUGUGGACUUGCUAGAAAGACUGAUGUUGGAGAUGGAAGCAAGAACAUCCCAGCCGACUCUUGAUGCUCACUCAACUAAAGCUCAUGCAUCCACUAUUGAAACUGAUCAGGAGCCAUCUGGUGAAUGUGCAAAUGAUUCAAGACAUGUGGAUUCUAGUAACUCAAGUACAAGGAUAACAGACCACUUGCUGGAUAUGCUUGGAAAAGUUUUGCAGCAGGUUAUUCGGAGUAAUGGAGGAGGAGAAAUAUGGGGCCUAUAUGCUCGUUGGCACAGAAUUAGGGGGGAUGUUACCAUGUGUUCUGAAGCACUCUUGAAGCAAGUUAGAUCAUAUCAGGGAUCUGAUCUGUGGCAUAAUGAGGAGAAGUUUAAGAAAUUUGCACGCGCUUCUGUGCAACUUUGCAAGAUAUACAUGGAAAUAGCCUCAUCAUCUGGUAGUUGUAAAGAGCUGACAACAGCAGAGAUGCAUCUGAGAAAUGCAGUGAAGCAGGCUGAGAUCUUCUCGGGUACUGAGGAAUACAGAGAGCUUGAAGCGUGUCUUACUGAAGUGAAGAAGCAAUCAGAUGUUGUUUCUGCUGAAAAGGUUUACUCAGGUUGCCGUUCUUGAUACGGUUUAGUAGUGCAAUAACAAUUUAAGUUAUUACGUUCUUUUUUUCUUUAAAAAAAAUGGUAAAUUGAACUUGUUAUGCGUGGAUUGUGUCUUAAGAUUAUUAUUGAUUUGUUUCGAGAAUUCAAACCCAAAAUAUGAGGGGGUGAGAAGACAAAUCUGUAUAGGGCCGCUAUUGAGCCACUUUUAUAAAAAUUCCCAAAUUACCCUUAUUCAA
Molecule: messenger RNA, 3203 nt
Organism: Amborella trichopoda
Lineage: Eukaryota; Viridiplantae; Streptophyta; Magnoliopsida; Amborellales; Amborellaceae
Molecular function (GO): protein binding
Source: RefSeq, a predicted model, not a curated record